Molecule: messenger RNA, 2532 nt
Organism: Closterium sp. Yama58-4
Lineage: Eukaryota; Viridiplantae; Streptophyta; Zygnematophyceae; Desmidiales; Closteriaceae
Source: the annotation of a GenBank genome assembly
AUGCUAGAGCUGGAGGCACUGGAGCUGGAGGCGCUAGAGCUGGGGACGCUGGCGCAGGAGGGACUGGAGCUGGUAGCGCUGGAGCGGGAGGCCCUGGCACUAGAGGCGCUAGAGCUGGAGACCCUGGAGUUGAAGCCGCUGGAGCUGGAGGCGCUGGAGCUAGAGGCGCUGGAGGCGCUGGAGCUGGAGGCACUGGAGCUGGAGGAGCUGGAGCUGGAGGCGCUGGCACUGGAGGCGCUGGAGCCGGAGACACUGGAGUUGGAGGCGCUGGAGCUGGAGGCGCUGGAGCUGGAGGCGCUCGAGCUGGCACUUCUCGAGCUGGCGGUGCUAGCGCUGGAGGUUCUUAGUCUUCCUUCGUCCACUGCCCUUCCUCCUGACUCGCCGCUGCCUGCCCCGCCUCGUUACACUGGGCAGCCGGUCUCCCUUACAAAGUGUCGUGAGCCUGCGUCUCGUCCUGUCUCCCCUGUUAGCAUUGUUCGCACCAAUCGUCGUGUCCCGCGUCCGCGUCCUCCUCCUGUGCCAGGCACUCACACUAUGGCACUUCGUCCCUCCACUGCUCCUCAGCGUGUCCCGCUACCGUCUCCUCCUGCGUCCUCUCUUCUUGAGCUUCCUGACCUUAAGUAUGACCAUGUUCUUUCUGCUAGCCCCACAGUCACGCGUCUUCUGGCUACAGUCGUCACUGACCCGUCGUUUGAGUCCACUACUGCGUCUGCCUUAGUCUCUGAGCUUGUUGACUUUGCUGCUGCAUGUCGUCUAGACUACGCCGCUAGUCUUGUUGCUGAGUCUGAGUUUGAGUCUGAGUCUGUCUGUCCUCCGUCCGUCGGGGGUGAGUCUGCUCUUGGCACGGACGUCCUUGAGGACAGGCAGGAGGACUUUGACUCUCUUGCGACUGCUGUACCUCAUCUCGUGGCCUGGCUGCUUGCACCUGAGGGAGACCCGGAUGCACUGGACAUCCCGACCCCGCGCUCUUACGCAGAGGCAAUUACGGGUCCCUACUCAACUCAGUGGCAGACAGCCAUGGACGCAGAGAUGGCAUCUUGGAAGUCCACAGGCACCUACGUCGACGAGGUUCCCCCUUCUGGGGCGAACAUAGUCGAUGGCAUGUGGAUUUUUAGGGUGAAGCGGCCGCCGGGUUCUCCGCCUGUUUUCAAGGCUCGUUACGUUGCACGAGGCUUCAGUCAGCGGCAGGGAGUUGACUUCUUCCAGACCUUCUCCCCUACCCCGAAGAUGACCACUCUUCGGGUACUGCUGCACGUUGCCGCUCAGCGUGACUACGAGCUUCACUCUCUUGACUUCAGCACAGCGUUCUUGCAGGGCAGCCUGCACGAGGAGAUCUGGCUGCGCCGCCCACCUUGCUUCACUGGGUCGUUCCCUCCUGGUACCCAGUGGAGCCUCCGACGGCCAGUCUACGGUCUCCGCCAGGCGCCUCGUGAGUGGCACGACACACUAAGGACGACACUUGCGGCUCUUGGGUUUGCUCCCUCCACUGCUGACCCGUCGCUGUUUCUUCGCACCGACACUUCUCUGCCGCCGUUCUACAUCCUCGUGUACGUCGACGACUUGGUCUUUGCCACUACUGACACUGAGGCACUCGCCCUUGUGAAGUCGGAGCUGCAUAAGAGACACACGUGCACAGACCUGGGUGAGCUGCGCAGCUACCUUGGCUUGCAGAUCACCCGGGACAGAGCACGCCGCACCAUUACCCUGACUCAGUCACACAUGGUGCAGCAGGUCCUUCAGCGCUUCGACUUCCAGUACUCCUCACCACAGUCCACUCCUCUGUCUACACGUCACUCGCUCUCAGCUCCACCUUCGGACGAGUCCGUAGAGCCGAGUGGCCCGUACCAAGAGCUUGUGGGCUGCCUCAUGUACUUGAUGACCUGCACUCGACCUGACCUUGCGUACCCUCUUAGCAUCCUAGCUCGCUACGUUGCGCCUGGGAGACACCGGCGAGAGCACUGGGAGGCUGCUAAGAGGGUGAUGCGCUACUUGUGUAGUACAUCAGGCAUGGGGCUGGUGCUUGGAGGACGGGGUGACGUUGUCCUCACUGGACACUCAGACGCCUCUUGGGUUGACGACCUGGCUACGCAGCGGUCGUCACAGGGUUACACCUUCAGCCUUGGUUCCGGCUCUGUUUCUUGGCGGUCUACACGCUCUUCUUCUGUUCUCAGCUCCAGUUGUGAGGCUGAGAUCUACGCCACAGCCAUGGCUGCACAGGAGUUACGCUGGCUCACCUACCUGCUGACUGACUUGGGAGAGCCGCCUCGUUCUCCUCCAGUUCUGUACGGCGACAACAAGGCAGCCCUUGCCUUGUGUCAGGAGCACAUACUGGAGCACAGAACGAAGCACAUCGCUCUACGUUACUUUCUUGCUCGAGAGCUGCAGCAGCGUGGCCAGCUUCGUCUUGCUUACGUGGACACGCGGGCCAACACUGCUGAUAUAUUCACCAAGGCACUUCCGCCUAGUGAUCAUCAGCGGCACUGCACUGCUCUAGGCCUCGUGCCUACGUUCUCUCACUUGCUCACUGCUUGA